CCCAACUAAACACGCUCUGCUCUUUUUCUCUCCUCCUCCAUCUUUCCUUUUUCCAUUCCCCCUAUUCCUCAUUCUCAAUCACCUCCCCCCAAUUACAAUCAUGGUUCAUCUUGCUUCCGUAAAGAAUGACGACCAGGUCUUUGACCCCAAGUCCCGUUCUUUCGAGUCCAUUCCUGCUCCCCAGCCCGAUGAGAAUGACUUCUACACAAAUGUUUACGGUAGCCACUUCGCUACCGACCACCUGCCCCAGCAUGAGAUGCCAGAGCGAGAGAUGCCUCGCCAGGUUGCAGCUCGUAUGAUCAAGGACGAGCUCAGCCUGGAUGGCAACCCCAAGCUCAACUUGGCCAGUUUCGUCACCACCUACAUGGAAGAGGAGAUCGAGGACAUCAUGACCGAGUCCUUCAGUAAGAACUUCAUCGACUACGAGGAGUACCCACACUCUGCGGAAAUCCAGAACCGCUGCGUCAACAUGAUUGCCCGUCUCUUCAACUGCCCGACCGACGCCCGGGAUGAGAAUGCCAUGGGUACUUCAACUAUUGGCUCCUCCGAGGCGAUCAUGCUCGGCACUUUGGCCAUGAAGAAGCGCUGGCAGAACAAGCGCAAGGCCGAGGGCAAGGACUACUCGCGCCCCAACAUCGUCAUGAACAGUGCUGUCCAGGUCUGCUGGGAAAAGGCCGCCCGUUACUUCGAGGUUGAGGAGAGAUAUGUUUACUGUACCGAGGAGCGCUACGUCAUCGACCCCAAGGAGGCUGUCGACCUCGUUGACGAGAACACCAUCGGCAUCUGUGCUAUCCUUGGUACCACCUAUACCGGUGAGUACGAGGAUGUCAAGGCGAUUAAUGACCUUCUGGUGGAGCGCAAUAUCGACUGUCCGAUCCACGUUGAUGCCGCCAGCGGUGGCUUCGUCGCUCCCUUCACCGUGCCCGAGCUGGAGUGGGAUUUCCGUCUUGAAAAGGUGGUCUCCAUCAACGUCUCCGGCCACAAGUACGGUCUCGUCUAUCCCGGCGUGGGUUGGGUGAUCUGGCGAUCCCCCGAGUACCUGCCAAAGGAGCUGGUGUUCAACAUUAACUACCUGGGUUCCGACCAGGCCAGUUUCACCCUGAACUUCUCCAAGGGCGCCUCGCAGGUCAUUGGACAGUACUACCAGUUGAUUCGUCUGGGCAAGCAUGGCUACCGCUCGAUCAUGGUCAACCUCACCCGCACUGCAGACUACAUGGCCGAUCAACUGAAGCAGAUGGGCAUGAUCAUCAUGAGCCAGGGUCGCGGCAAUGGUCUGCCCCUGGUGGCCUUCCGUCUGCCCCCCAACGAGGACCGCGUGUACGAUGAGUUCACAGUGGCGCAUCAGCUGCGUGAGCGUGGCUGGAUUGUUCCCGCAUACACCAUGGCCCCGAACAGCAACAAGAUGCAGCUUAUGCGUAUUGUGGUCCGCGAGGACUUUAGCAUGAACCGCUGUGACAGUCUCAUUACUGAUUUCAAGCUGGCUCUGCAGACUCUCGAGUCUAUGGACCAGGGUAUGAUUGCGAAGUACAAGUCGCACAUGCAGAGCCACCGUGCUCACCCGCGCCACAAGGGACACUCUCACAAUAGCUACCAUAAUGAGAAGCACUCUCUGCAGGGUAAGUCUGGCAAGACGCACGGCGUUUGCUAAAUGGGCCGAUGUGGUGCAUCUUAACCCGAGUAAAAUCCUGAGUUUUACUCAAUUCCUGUCAACCCUGUGAAUAUUGUUUUUUCUCCUCCCUUCGAGCUUCGCCGUAAACCUCGAGUUGAUAUGUGUUUGGGCUAGGCACAGUGGGCCUCCCUUGACGCUUAUGUCUCUGUCUGCCAAUUGUAUGUAUGGCCCUUACAUAGCAGAUUUCCGUUACGAUUAUUUGAAUUGAUCCAUGAACUAUGAACUAUGAAC
Messenger RNA from Penicillium subrubescens, 1900 nucleotides. Its product is annotated as glutamate decarboxylase. The transcript is spliced from 4 exons. NCBI's taxonomy places the organism in Eukaryota, Fungi, Ascomycota, Eurotiomycetes, Eurotiales, Aspergillaceae. The record is from RefSeq and is a predicted model, not a curated record. Gene Ontology annotation, cellular component: cytosol. Bases 101 to 1648 code for a protein of 515 amino acids. Gene Ontology annotation, biological process: L-glutamate catabolic process. Gene Ontology annotation, molecular function: pyridoxal phosphate binding; glutamate decarboxylase activity.